This is a messenger RNA of Platichthys flesus (European flounder), 4516 nucleotides long. It is a transcript of the gene trim32, whose product is annotated as tripartite motif containing 32. Gene Ontology annotation, molecular function: zinc ion binding; protein binding. The record is from RefSeq and is a predicted model, not a curated record. Lineage: Eukaryota; Metazoa; Chordata; Actinopteri; Pleuronectiformes; Pleuronectidae. The transcript has 2 exons. Bases 119 to 2176 code for a protein of 685 amino acids.
GUCAGAUGCGUGACGUGGAGCGGACUGCAGCAGCACAGGCAGCUGCACUGACACAACACGCCCAUGACCACAGCUUGUGUCCCGCAGAAACUCUGAGGAAGAGAAGGACAGAGCAAUAAUGGAAUCGCCGUCUUCCCCGCUGGACCCAGAUCUAAUUCGAGAGGUUCUGGAGUGUCCCAUUUGCCUGGAGACCUACAACCAGGAACAAAUGAGGCCCAAACUCCUGCAGUGUGGUCACACAGUGUGCCGGCAGUGUCUCGAGAAGCUGUUGGCUAACACCAUCAAUGGUGUUCGCUGCCCCUUCUGUAGCAAGGUCUCCCGUAUGAGCAGCAUUUCCCAGCUGGCUGAUAAUCUUACUGUGCUGAAGAUCCUUGAUUGCACUUUGUCAUGUAGUGCUGCAGCUGCUGCCCUCAUGUGCAAGUCCUGCUGCAGCCGUCUACCACGUCAGUACUGCCACGAGUGCACCACUGUCCUCUGUGAGCUCUGUAAAGGAGAGGGCCACCUGGAUCAAGGUCAUCAAGUGCAACCGAUAAGGGUGGCUGCUGAACAGCGGCGUAAAGAACUGGGUGGCAAGUUGAAGGCUCUGCGGAACGUUAUGGGUGAAAUUCAGAAGAAAAAGACAGCCAUCGAAAGCAUUUCCAAGGCCUUGAGACUUAAAUACCGCGCAGUGCAGCAGGACUAUACUACAGCUGAGCUACGUCUUCAAGAGGAACUGAGCAGGUCUCGAAGGACAUUCACAACUUCAUUGGCAGAAGUGGAGAAACUCAAUGGGCAUGUUCUUGAGGAGCAGACGUAUUUUCUCAACAUUGCAGAGGUAAAGGUGGUGUCACGCUGUGAUUAUCUGACAAUACGGGUGAGGCAGAGUGAUAUCGCUCUGUUAAAGGACGAUGGUGGGGGGAGUGAUGAUGAGGAGCUUGAUCUGAGGAGCAACUUGCCCGCCAUGUUUCAGCUGCAGGAGCCGGAGCUGGCCCGAGCAGAGCACACACAGCCGUUAGAGGUGGGCCAGAUAACUACAAACACUUACACUGUCAACACAGAUGAUGAGGAGAGUGGGUUGGAGAUCGCACUUGAAGGUGAUCUAGAGGGACUAGGUGGGGCAGCUGGGGGUACCAGUGGUGCAAUGGGAGCUCGUGUGGAUCUUUACAGAGACGUCGAUAUGGUUGGAGCUAUAGAGGAGGCGGUAUGCGGUUCACCAGCCAGCUUUAAGUCAAAGUCCAUGGAUGCAGGUGGGGGAUCACCUGGAGGAGCCGGGGCCAGUGCAGGGCCCCUAGUCUGCCAGUUUGUGAAGAAGAUGGGCUGCAAGGGAACGCUGCCUGGUAUGUUCAAUUUACCUGUCGGCAUCUGCGUAACACCACAAGGUGAGGUGCUGGUGGCCGAUCGUGGCAACUUUCGUAUCCAGAUAUUUAAUCGCAAAGGUUUCCAGCGUGAAAUCCGCCGCAAUGGCAGUAGCAUCGAUAACUUUGUCCUGAGCUUCCUUGGUGCAGACUUGCCUAACCUCAUCCCCUUAUCCAUUGCUGUCACCGCUCAAGGUCUGAUCGGGAUCACGGACAACUACGAUAACUCAGUCAAAGUCUACACUAUGGAAGGACACUGUGUGGCUUGCCACAAGAACCAGCUGAUUAAACCUUGGGGCAUUGCUGCCAUGCCAUCCGGCCAGUUUGUGGUGUCAGAUGUGGAAGGUGGCAAGCUGUGGUGUCUGGCAGUGGACCGCAAUGUGGGUGUGGUCAGCUACAACCGAUUAUGCUCCGCCGUGCGGCCAAAGUUUGUGACAUGUGACGCAGCUGGGAAAGUCUAUUUCACGCAGGGCCUGGCACUGAACUUUGAAAAACGCCACAAUGAGCCCCAUCUGGAGGGGGGCUUCUCAAUUGGGUCAGUGGGGUCUGACGGCCAGCUGGGCAAGCAGCUCAGCCAUUUCUUCUCUGAAGCAGAGGACUUCCGCUGCAUCACUGGAAUGUGUGUGGAUGCCAAUGGGGAUUUGCUGGUAACAGACAGUGGCAGGAAAGAAAUCCUCCAGUUUCCCAAAGAGGGUGGAUUCAAAAUUCUCAUCCCUGACGGGCUGACCUGCCCUGUGGGAGUGGCCACCACCCAGAAAGGACAGCUGCUGGUGCUGGACUGCUGGGACCACUGUGUCAAAGUCUACUCCUACAUUCAGAGGAGGCACUCUUCCAUUUCUUAGAGGAACCAUCCAGUCAAACUGCCCCUAAGCACGAUUGGUCUAGUAGUUAUGUGUUGGAAAAGGAAAAGAAACACACUAUUAUCUGUCACUUUAGUUUGGCUGCGGUAAAAACAAUUGUUUUUUGGAUUAUUAAUGUAAAUGAAUGUUUUGUUCUGUUUAAAGAAAACUGGUUUUAAUUUAAUACCUCAAAUUGAAAAUCAGCUACUUUAACUGCCCCUGCCCGGGUAUGUGAAUGGAUUACAACACUAAAAACAGACCUUGCAAUCAUUUAAUGUGGAAGAAUACUGGCACAAGUGGUCUCAUUAAAAUAAGCGAAACGAGCCAUUGAUGUCGAAGCUAUUGCAGACUCAAAGUAAAGAUUAUUCCCCCCCCCCCCUUUCUUAUUUGCUUCUAUAUCCACCGAUUCAGCCCGACACUGUGAUGGGCCGGGGAAGAGCUGGAAACGAACAUGUAUUUACAUAUGAAAUAAAGCAAACCGAGGCGCUUGGCCUGUGAAGCACUUUAUUGUCGACACGUCACUGUUUCCUAGUGUAAGGUUUUUAGUAGCACAGACUCACAUUGAUGUUGACGAAUGCGGCUGGCAGCUUUAAAGUCGACUGCAGUUAGCUCAUGGCAAAACGGUACCCCGAGUAUCAGCGUCCAUUGCAUUCAUUAAAGUUCAGGGAGCAUUAAGUGUAGAAUAUUAGGUUGCCCACAGGAACAUGUGUUGAACUAUAAACUAACAAAAUGUCCUGUGGAGGGAAGCUGGGUAAUAUUAGGCAAUAUUAAAAUGUAAUUUACAGGAGUCCUGAGGGUUCUAUAACCAUCAUCUGGUAAAUUAGUCUCUUUUUUUUUUUUAGGUUUGCAGACUCAAUGCAAUCUUCAGAAGGGACACCUAUGUUUAGUUUGCUCAUUGAAUUAUUUAAAUUUUUUCUAGUACUUAUUUAUAUUAUCUAGAUCAUUUCCAAUUAUCUGGAGUUCAGUGCAUGUCUAAAAUCAACCAAAGAGGCAAGCUGAAGUAACAUUUGCAGAUCAAAUUCUAUUUCCGUCGUACAUCUCACCUAAGUUUCUGUGUGUACUUCACAUUUAAGUUAGUAUUCUGGGAAUGAUCGUGUAUACUUAUACUUCUCUUCGCACUUUUUAAGUCAGUGUCUAGAUGGUUGCUUCAGCUGUCAUUAAUUACAGUAACACAGUUCUUUGGUCCCUGGUGACACUGGUAAAUUACGAGGCCGUUAAAUAUGCAAGACAGCGUCCCUUGGCUCUGUUUGUCCUUUUCCACAUGGUCUCUGCUGCAUUAUAAAGUCGUCCUCACAUAACUUACAUUGCUAUGCCACUACAACCAGCACUAAAAACACUAUGACCCAGACCACAUUAAGCAUAAGGGUACAUGCAAGGCACCACAACUUGAAAAACGUUCACAAACUUUGUUCAAACACGAUGCUGCUUCCAAAGAGAAGUCGCUCCAUGCCGUUAUUGUGUCCUCACGUGUGUAGUGUAUUCGUCUAUCAUUUUAGUCCAUAAGAAGCAUAAGGAAGAUGAUGCUUUCAGGUAAAAUAAUAAGUCACCUUUUAUCAAACAAUAUUAGUGGCUUAAGUAUGGGGAAUCAAGUUAAUCAUUGAAACCCAUGUAAUAAUAUUGUAUGCAACAUAUUCUCUGUCCAGAAAGUCAAAUGGUGAAUACGCCGGACUUAAGGCACCUUGUAUCUUCCAGUCCACAUUUGCUCAUCGGAGCAUAAUGGAUACCGACUCAGUUUCAGCCUUAAAAAUAGAUGAUUUCACUAAGCUGACCUUAAUACUGCACCUGGAGCUCUGUUCCACAGUUGAAUACAAAUAUAGAUAUGUGAGAGUCAAACAUUAAACAUAGAGUUAUUAAUGUUUUAACAUUAAGAGAUUAGGAUAACAAACAAGACCAGAAUGAGUAUUGGGUGAAGUCUGACAUCCUUGUGCUUUCAUGUUUUUUUUUUAUUGUUAAGUCUAAAUAGAUCAGGAUGGAAUCUGGGAUGCAUGGCGUCCUUGCCCUCAAGACCUUGUUUUUCCAGUGCUUACACUUUAUUCAUGUGGUCAAUAGAAGUAGUCGCUACUAGAGUAUAUUCAGACUUGCGCUGACAGAAAAAUGCAGAAAUCACAACAAAAAAAUAAUAAGUGUCCUUGUUUCUAUGUGCUCAACAUCAGAGUCUGCAUCUGAAUAUGAUUUAUUCUAUGUCAUUUGACCGCUGUUCUUUCAUUGCACACUUGUUCUGUCCUUUGGAGGCUGUGAAUUUUUAAAAUGUGUUGAACACAUUACCGACGUGUCUGUGUCGUCAAUUUCAUGUUUGUAUUGUUGAAUAUCUGAGUGCAAUAAACAUUUAUGAAACUAGUAAAA